Messenger RNA from Talaromyces stipitatus ATCC 10500, 816 nucleotides. RefSeq lists its product as uncharacterized. Bases 67 to 816 code for a protein of 249 amino acids. Lineage: Eukaryota; Fungi; Ascomycota; Eurotiomycetes; Eurotiales; Trichocomaceae. The record is from RefSeq and is a predicted model, not a curated record. The transcript is spliced from 3 exons.
AAUCCUUCAAUUUUUUGAAGGUCAUGUAGACAGUAUUGGUGGACGUUCAGAGGCCACGUGCAAAACAUGGCGAAGCGGUCGAGAACAAAUGACCAAACCUCGGAUGCAUCUCCCCUCCACCUCACAGAACCAGAGCAAUCAACUUCACCACCUACCAAGAUCACAGUCCCUUCACCAGAUAACAGCAGCGAAUCUCAACCCCAACAGCAGUGUCUCAUGAAAUGCUCAUUACCACCUCACAAAGAUACCCUCACGUUCUCAUCUUAUGACGAUUAUGAAGCUCACUACCUCAAAUUUCAUGUCAAUCGCUGCUCGGAAUGCGGCAAGAACUUUCCAACGCAGCAUAUAUUAAAUAUCCAUAUUGAGGAGAAUCAUGAUCCCCUAAUUCUUGCUCGGCGAGAUAGAGGAGAGAAGACUUUCAGCUGCUUCGUAGAAGGCUGCGAAAGGAAAUGCUCAACUCCCCAAAAGCGUCGUCGACAUCUGAUUGACAAGCACAUGUUCCCCCGAAACUACAAUUUCUUCAUCGUCAACGACGGCAUUGACAAACAAAAUUCUCUAUUACACACUUCACAAAAUCACGGCCACCACCGUCGGCUAUCACUACCUCCGCAAUCACCGCUGGAAGGUCGAUUACGGAAUAGGAAAACUUCUGUAUCUUUGGCUCCAGUGAAUGAUGGCGAAGGGUUAGAUGAAUCAUCGAAAGAGCAGGGUAUGGAAGUGGGUGAUGAUGAGAUCGAUGUCCUAGCUUCGUCCCUUUCGGCGCUGAGGUUUGUGCCGACGAGUGUGAUUAAGAGGUUGGAGUUGGAGCGUAAGUAG